UAUCUACUAUACAAAUUAAUUUAAAAUUUUAUUUUGCGAUUAUAAAGCUCGCCCUUCCUGUUGUUAUUUAAACCUAUUUUUAUCAUUUACAAGACACCUUUACUCCUCAAAAUAAAAUAACUUCAAAAGGAGACACUUCUCAGGUUAUAGUGAAUAAAGAAGGACCUUUAUAUAAUGCUGCUUGGAGUCCAUCUUCCAAUGAAUUCUGUGUUAUUUAUGGUUUUAUGCCAUCAAAAGCAACUUUAUAUAAUUUAAAAUGUGAUGCUGUAAUGGAAUUUGGAACUGGAACUUUUAAUGCCGUUUACUACAAUCCAUUUGGGAAUAUUCUUCUCUUGGCUGGGUUUGGUAAUGUGCAAGGAAAUGCUGAAUUAUGGGAUAUAAAUGGAAAGAAAAAGAUUAAAAAAAUGGAAAUACCAGAUACUACAUUUCUUCAAUGGUCUCCGGAUGGUCAACAUUUUGUAACAGCUACAACUGCACCACGACUUAAAGUAAGUAAUGGCUACAAAAUUUGGCACUAUAGUGGUGCAUUACUACAUGAAAAACCUUGGGGAAAAGAUGAAUUGUAUCAAGUUGUUUGGCAAAAUUAUCCUCAAGGUACUUUUAAAACACCCAACAUAGUUUACAAAGCUGUUGAAGGUAUUGCUUCUAGUCAACCAAUUGCAUCUAAACAAGUUUAUCGACCACCACAUGCUCGAAACACUGAUUUUAAACCCACUAGCUUACAUGAAGAUUCGUCUCUAGAAACAAAAAACCAAUCAAAAGCAUAUUUAAAAAUGAAAAAGAAGCGUGAAGCUAAACGACAAGCAAAACAGUCGCAAGAUGUAGACGAUUUAAGCAAUAAUAAACAGAGUGCUGUUAAAACAAUUGAGGAACCCAAAGAUAACGAAAAACUAUUAAGGAUUAAAAAAAUUCAAUCUGAUUUAAAAAGUAUCAAUCGUUUUAAAACUUUACAAUCGUCUGGUAAAGAAUUGGAUAAUAACCAAAUGGCAAGAUUAAAGCUUGAAAAUUGUUUAUUGGCUGAACUUAAACAAUUACAGUUGUAAAGAAAAAUAUAUUUAAUAAAAAAAAAAAUAUCAAAUGUAAUAUUUAAUUUAUUACGUUUAAUAUUAUAAAUUAUUCAUUUUCUACAAUAUUCUCUCUAAUAAUAUAUUGUAUAGUACUGUACUCAUAUGUAUAGCGUGAUGAAAUUAUAUGGAGAGGCUAUAGCCACCUUAGCCCCCAUCAUUCUACGCUUAUGACUACUAGUAAUGUAGUUCUGUAAUGUUUAGAUUUACAAAAUAAGUAUAUAAAAAGAAUUUCGAAUUAUA
This is a messenger RNA of Aphis gossypii (cotton aphid), 1307 nucleotides long. RefSeq names its product eukaryotic translation initiation factor 2A-like. Gene Ontology annotation, biological process: translational initiation. Gene Ontology annotation, molecular function: mRNA binding; ribosome binding; tRNA binding. Lineage: Eukaryota; Metazoa; Arthropoda; Insecta; Hemiptera; Aphididae. The transcript is spliced from 6 exons. The record is from RefSeq and is a predicted model, not a curated record. The coding region runs from base 225 to 1043 and encodes 272 amino acids. Gene Ontology annotation, cellular component: cytosolic small ribosomal subunit.